Molecule: messenger RNA, 2090 nt
Organism: Chlorella variabilis
Lineage: Eukaryota; Viridiplantae; Chlorophyta; Trebouxiophyceae; Chlorellales; Chlorellaceae
Exons: 15
Coding region: 78-2090 (670 amino acids)
Biological process (GO): sulfate assimilation
Cellular component (GO): sulfite reductase complex (NADPH); chloroplast stroma
Molecular function (GO): sulfite reductase (ferredoxin) activity; heme binding; 4 iron, 4 sulfur cluster binding
Source: RefSeq, a predicted model, not a curated record
CGCAAGCUGCCGGUGGUGCUUGCGGAAUACAAGGGCUGAGCAGCCGGCCGCCCUACACCCCCCGACACUCCUUCAGCAUGCAGGCCGCCAGCAGCUUCCUGGGCUGCACCAGCGGCCUGGCGGCCCGCCAGCCAUGCCAGCCCUCUAGCUCCACGCGCGGGGGCCUCACGGUCACCUGCGUGGCAACCCCCAGCCGUCCCCCGGCCUCUAACAAGGCCAAGCGCUCCAAGGUGGAGAUCAUCAAGGAGAAGAGCGACUUCCUGAGGCACCCGCUGAUGCAGGAGCUGGUCACCGAUGCGCCCAGCAUCGCGGAGGACGCGGUGCAGCUGAUGAAGUUCCACGGCAGCUACAUGCAGGACAACCGCGAGCAGCGCACGUUUGGGGCGGGCAAGUCUUACCAGUUCAUGAUGCGCACGCGCCAGCCCUCGGGCCUGGUCACCAACCAGCUCUACCUGGUCAUGGACGAGCUGGCAGACCUGUACGGCAACGGCUCGCUGCGCCUCACCACCCGCCAGACCUUCCAGCUGCACGGCGUGCUCAAGCAGAACCUGAAGACUGUGUUUAGCACGGUCAUCAAGAACAUGGGCAGCACGCUGGGCGCCUGUGGCGACGUCAACCGCAACGUCAUGGCGCCGCCCGCACCCUACAAGAGCCGCCCAGAGUACCAGUACGCCGAGCAGUACGCCAAUGACGUGGCAGACCUGCUGGCGCCGCAGUCGGGCGCCUACUACGAUGUCUGGCUGGAUGGGGAGAAGUUCUUCGCACACACCAUGGAGAACCCCAAGGUGACCGCAGACCGCGCCUUCAACGGGUUUGGCACCAACUUUGACGGCAACCCGGAGCCCAUCUACGGCCAGCUCUUCCUGCCCCGCAAGUUCAAGGUCGCCGUCACGGUGCCUGGCGACAACAGCGUGGACCUGUUUACCAACGACCUGGGGCUGGUGGUGAUCACCAACGACAAGGGGGAGCUGGAGGGGUUCAACGUGGUGGCAGGCGGCGGCAUGGGCCGUUCCCACGGCAAGGCCACCACCUUCCCGCGCCUAGCCGACCCGCUGGGCUUUGUGCCCGUCGACGAUGUGUUCCAUGUGGUCAAGGCAAUAGUGGCGGUGCAGCGCGACUACGGCCGCCGCGACGACCGCAAGCAGGCCCGCCUGAAGUACCUGAUUUCGGAGUGGGGUGUGGAGAAGUUCCGCAGCGUGGUGGAGCAGUACUACGGCAAGAAGCUGCAGCCCUUCCGCCCGCUGCCCUCAUGGGAGUUCAAGGACUACCUGGGCUGGAUGGAGCAGGGAGACGGCAAGCUGGCUUACGGCAUCUAUGUGCAGAACGGGCGCGUGAAGGGGGAGCCCAAGAAGGCGCUGCGCAACGUGAUUGAGCGGUACGAGCUGCCCGUGACCAUCACGCCCAACCAGAACCUCAUCCUGCGCGACAUCAACCCGUCCUGGAAGGACGACAUCCUGUCCACCCUCAAGGCCGGCGGCGUGAAGGACAUUCUGGACUGGGACAAAAUCGAGGCGCUGUCCAUGGCCUGCCCCGCGCUGCCGCUGUGCGGGCUGGCCAUCGGCGAGGCGGAGCGCACGCUGCCCGAGAUCAACGCCCGCAUCCGAGCCCUCAUGGACGGACUGGGCUUUGACAAGAGCGAGAAGUUUGUGGUGCGCGCCACCGGCUGCCCCAAUGGCUGCGCGCGGCCAUACAUGGCUGAGCUAGGGUUUGUGGGCGACGGCCCCAACUCGUACCAGGUCUGGCUGGGCGGCUCCCUCAACGCCACGCGCCUGGCAGAGCCGUUUGCGGAGCGGGUGAAGGCCAAGGACUUUGAGACCUUCCUGGAGCCGAUCUUUGCGAUGUUCAAGGCGCAGCGGCGGGGCGGCGAGGAGACGCUGGGCGACUUUGUGGCGCGGGUGGGCUUUGACGCGGUGCGCGAGUACCAGGCAGGCUACAUUGCGCCGUCUGCCGCCGACAAGCUGCCCAAGGCCGCCGUGCAGGUGGGCAUCGCGGAGGAUGUGUAUGCGGCGCUGGAGGCGGCGGCGGAGAAGCAGGGGACCACCGCGGCGGCGCUGGCCACAGAGGCCAUCCGCAAGCACCUGGGACUCUGA